GAAGGGAGGAUGUGUGACAAGAGUCAGCUGCUAGGAACUGGGUAAAGCUAAACCAGCCCAGUCUUAAGGCGCUCCGGCCCCCAGGCCACCCCGGCUGCUUGCUGGUUUCUUUCUUGAGCUCAGAGGACCUAGGAGUCCGGGGGCACAGCCUCCUCCUCUCUCAGAGACCCAGAAGUCUGGAUUACCAGCCUCUUGAUCACCCAGGACCCAGAAACCCCGCGCUCACCCGAUGGAGCCCUGUCGGUCCCUGGCCCUGCUGACUGGCUCCCUGGGCCUGAUGUCCAUCUUGGUUGCUCUGAGCACAAAUUUCUGGUUCGUUGCCGAGGGGCCCACCUCUUCAUCUCAUUCGGGCCUCUGGCCAAAGGGGCUUCAGGACUCAAUAGCAGGCUACAUCCACGUGACACAGAGCUUCUGCAUUCUGGCCACCCUGUGGGGCCUGAUCUCUGUGAGCUUCCUGGUGAUGUCCUGCAUCCCCGCACUGUCUGCCCCUGGACGUGGCCCCCUGGUCUCCACCUUCACAGCCUUUGCCGCAGCCCUCUCCUUGAUGGUGGCCAUGGUGGUCUAUACUAUUGAGCGGUGGAACCAGCCUGGACACCCCCAGAUCCAGUCCUUCUUCUCCUGGUCCUUCUACCUGGGCUGGGUUUCAACUGUCCUCUUUCUGUGUGCAGGUGGCCUGAGUCUGGGUGCUCACUGCGGGGCACACCGGCCCGGCUAUGAGAGCGUGUGAACCGUGUGGAUGGCUUUGGGGCCCUGCCCUCUGAAGGCACCAUCAGGAGCCGCGGGAAGCUCUGGUUCUCCUCCCGGUCCUCACUCCCAGGCUCUGCAGCCUCCUUCCUUUGUGUCUUCGUUCACUCCACAAAAAUUUGCUGGGACCCAGUUAUUCCGAGGUUAAUGCAGCCCCAGCAGAAGCUGACGACACACCAGCUCCACAGUGGGAGACCCUGGGCACCCAGAGAGUGUUCCCACCCAGAGUG
Molecule: messenger RNA, 974 nt
Organism: Camelus dromedarius (Arabian camel)
Lineage: Eukaryota; Metazoa; Chordata; Mammalia; Artiodactyla; Camelidae
Gene: NKG7
Product: natural killer cell granule protein 7
Exons: 4
Coding region: 230-727 (165 amino acids)
Cellular component (GO): plasma membrane
Source: RefSeq, a predicted model, not a curated record